Cynoglossus semilaevis (tongue sole) is the source of this 3528-nucleotide messenger RNA. It is a transcript of the gene rapgef3, whose product is annotated as Rap guanine nucleotide exchange factor (GEF) 3. The record is from RefSeq and is a predicted model, not a curated record. Gene Ontology annotation, molecular function: guanyl-nucleotide exchange factor activity. Gene Ontology annotation, biological process: Ras protein signal transduction. NCBI's taxonomy places the organism in Eukaryota, Metazoa, Chordata, Actinopteri, Pleuronectiformes, Cynoglossidae. Gene Ontology annotation, cellular component: plasma membrane. The transcript has 26 exons.
AAUUUUGGGGAGGGGUAAAAAUAAGCAAGUCACAGUCCAGGGAUUCACUAGGGUAUAAUAAUGAAUCUGGUUUUAAUUAAUAAUUAAAUGAAAACAUUACGUCCGUCUCAGAACUUUUUGACUCUAAUUCUAAAAUUCAAAUAACCCCCAGCGACAAAGACGGCAGGCUCUCCACUGUCACUGUCACUUUAGGAAUGAACGUGAGAAGUGCACUUGUUCACACAGACUCCAGUGAAGGUGGUUCCACUUUAAACACCUAAACGCAGCAAUUAGGCGGUGAAGAAAACCAGAGGGGCGAGUCUCUCUGUCACUGCGCCUGUGUCACUCUCACAGCCGCGGAGUGAAGACACGCAACACUCAGACCAACACGAACACUCGCCUCUGUCUCGGUCCGGACCCAGGAAACGACUCCGAUGUUCGGCGUGGGUUCGUGGAACAACAUGCAGAGUCCUGAAUGGAACCUGUUGCGGUGCCUCCUCUGCUGUGACGCGUCACUGCUGUUGCGUUGGAGUCCGUGAAUAAUGUCUGCAGGAAGACCGGCUCAGAGUUGUCUUCUCGUUUUCUCCCGAUUCGAAACAAGAUGCAUCUUUUCCGGAGUCAUUGCUACCAAGUGUUCCCGAACCGCUACCUGGACACACCGACCAUCCGAGGAGUCAGCUGGACUCCUCUGCCAGAAGCCCUGGAGUCUAAGGACACCAUGAAGCAGUUUCUUUCAGAUCGUAUCGAGAAGGCAGCUAGGUCCGUCUACAACGUCAUGAUUGAGAGAAACCCCGGGCUAAUCCGAGACAGGAAGUACCACCUCAAGACACACAGGCAGUGUAGUUCUGGUAAAGAACUCGUGGAUUGGCUGAUGAAGCAGAACGAAUGUCUUCAGUCAAGAAGUCAAGCAGUCGGGAUCUGGCAGGUGUUGGUGGACGAAGGAAUUCUCAUUCACGUUAAACACGAGUUGAACUUCCUAGACAAGGACACACAGUUCUACCGCUUCAAAAACACAGAGUUCGGCCUGCAUCACAUAACGGACGACAGGGACUCGGAGGACGAGCUGCAUGAAGGUCUGUCCCUGUUGUCCCAGCUGGGUCCUGACGCUCUGCUCACUAUGAUCCUUCGCAAAUGUCCGAGUCAGAGAAGUGCCGAGGAGCUGGAGGUGAUCUUUGAGGAGCUGCUCCACGUCAAGGCCGCUGCUCAUCUCUCUGCAUCAGUGCGUAAGGAGCUGGCAGCAGUGCUGGUCUUUGAGUCACAUGCUAAGGCCGGAACAGUCUUGUUCAGUCAGGGGGACAAAGGCACGUCAUGGUAUAUUAUUUGGAAAGGCUCGGUCAACGUGAUCACACAUGGGAAGGGACUGGUCACCACGCUACAUGAAGGUGAGGACUUUGGUCAGCUAGCUUUGCUGAACGACGCUCCACGCGCUGCCACCAUUAUCUUGAGAGAAGACAACUGCCACUUCCUUCGCGUUGAUAAACAGGACUUUAUACGAAUCCUCAAGGAUGUGGAGGCUAAUACAGUUCGACUGGAGGAGCAUGGAAAAACAGUGCUGGUGUUGGAGAAGAGCGCCACCUCUGUUGAACCAGGUGGAGCAGGAAACAACAGCAGCAAGUACACGGUCAUGUCCGGGACACCUGAGAAACUGCUGGAGCACUUACUGGACACAGUCAAGCUGGAUGCUAACGGAAACGAUGCUCUGGAGCCCUGUGUGAGCGACUUCCUACUCACCCACAUGGUGUUCAUGCCCUCCAGUCAGCUGUGUCCUGCUCUGCUGCACCACUACCAGGCACAGCUCUCCGAGGGCUCGGACCAGGAGAAGGCUGCUUAUGUUCUCAACGCCAAGCAGAAGGUAGUGAAGUUUAUCAGCCAGUGGGUGGUGCUGUAUGGCCUUUUGCUGAAAGACGACCCGACUGCCUUGGACUUUUUGGAGAGGAUGAAGAAGGAGGUGGCGACAGACGCCCGUCUCUUCAACCUGCUGUAAGAACAAUUUAGGGAAAGCAGGAGGACGAAAGUAAGUAUUUUGAUGGAGAAUGGAUAUCACUCACUGAACAGGAACCAGCCGUUUGAUUGGUUUUCCAGUGUUGAAGAGCCUGUGGGGAGAUUACAACCAAUCAGAACGUGUGAUAAAGUGCUGUACGAGAUCUACAGGCCAGACAACAAACCUUUCACCCUGAUGCUGCCAGUCAACGCGUCUGUACACGAUGUGAUGUCAGCGAUAGUCAAACCAGUCGGAGAUCACGUUCUGGUCAAGAUGAACUCAUCAGGAGAGAGAGCUCAGUUGAAGCUGGACGCUACGGCUGUCUACACCGCUCUGGGACUCAACGAAAAACUCUUCAUCUGCACAAGCAGUCAAGUAGAGCAGCUGGUUCCUAUGGUCGAGCAGCAGGGUCCGGAGCGAGGGACGGCUGACAUCCUUGAACUGAUGAGCUCUAAAGACCUUGCCUACGAACUUACAAAUUACGACUGGGAGCUGUUCACAGCUGUGCAUGAAGUGGAGCUGGUCUACUACAUAUUUGGCCGCCAAAAGUUCCACGGGGCCACCACAGCUAACCUGGAAAGGUUUGUGCGUCGUUUUAACGAGGUGCAGUACUGGGUGUUGACCGAGGUGUGCCUCUGUGAGGACGUGGUGAAACGAGCGAGCCUGCUCAAGAAGUUCAUCAAGAUCGCUGCAGUCUUGAAGGAGCAGAAAAAUCUUAAUUCAUUCUUUGCUGUGAUGUUUGCUCUGAGCAACAGUGCAGUGCAGAGACUUUACAAGACCUGGGAGAGAAUACCCAGCAAGACGAAAAGGAUUUACUGUGCUUAUGAGAGACUGAUGGAUCCUUCUCGUAACCACAGAGCCUACAGACUGACUGUGGCCAAACUCAGCCCCCCCUACAUCCCCCUCAUGCCUCUGCUGCUAAAAGACAUGACAUUUAUCCACGAGGGAAACUCAAACUACGUGGAAAAAUUGGUCAAUUUUGAGAAGAUGAGAAUGAUGGCCAAGACGGUGAAGAUCGUACGGGGUUGCAGGAGCCAGCCAUAUGUGCCGUCGUCACCACAGAGAGGUCUGGCAGAUCGGAUGUUCCUGGAUGGACCUGCUAACCGUUUAUCAACAUACUCUGACCACGUGUUCCCCUUGCGGAGUGUCACCAGCGUCAGACAAUACAUCCAGAACCUGAGGGUGAUCGACAACCAGCGCAAGUUGACGCAGCUCUCAAGACUCUUGGAAUGUUAGGACCUCAGAUGUGCAGAGACUGUGGAAGUGUAGCACACAUCUGUAUGAAGGAGCUGGAAGGGUUUUUUUUAUAUAUCGAAUUUGCACCUUUAUCUCCAUCUAGUGGACACGAGCAAUGUCGACCGCCAAGGAAACUUCAGAAGCACGGACAUCAAUGGUGUAGUGGACUUGUGCAGGAGUCAAACGUCCUCCACACAACACUCCAAAAUCUCUGCUGUCAAAAAUCACCUUAGGUCAGGUGUUUGUGCACUAAUAUUGUCACUUUUUUGUGCAAAUGAUGUCAUUAUGUAAAUUCAUAACUUGUCAUUUUAUAAAUAAAUUAUUUUCUCAGU